AUGGCGGCCCCGCAGCAGGCCCCGCACCUGCACCUGGCCGAGCUCACCGCCUCGCAGUUCCUCGACGUCUGGCGACACUUCGACGCGGACGGAAAUGGCUACAUUGAAGGCAAAGAGCUGGAAAACUUCUUCCAGGAGCUGGAAAGCGCAAGGAAGGGAGCGGGUGUGGACUCCAGGAAGGACAGCCUGGGUGACAAGAUGAAGGAGUUCAUGCACAAGUACGACAAAAACGCUGACGGCAAAAUCGAGAUGGCUGAGCUGGCCCAGAUCCUGCCCACAGAGGAGAAUUUCCUGCUGUGCUUCCGCCAGCAUGUGGGCUCCAGCUCAGAGUUCAUGGAGGCUUGGCGCAGGUACGACACGGACCGCAGCGGCUACAUCGAAGCCAACGAGCUCAAGGGGUUCCUGUCAGACCUGCUGAAGAAGGCCAACCGGCCCUACGACGAGCCCAAGCUGCAGGAGUACACGCAGACCAUCCUGCGGAUGUUCGACAUGAACGGCGACGGGAAGCUGGGCCUCUCGGAGAUGUCCCGACUUUUGCCAGUGCAAGAAAACUUCCUCCUGAAGUUUCAGGGGAUGAAGCUCUCCUCCGAGGAGUUCAACGCCAUCUUCGCCUUCUACGACAAGGACGGGAGCGGCUUCAUCGACGAGAACGAGCUGGACGCGCUUCUGAAAGACCUCUAUGAGAAGAAUAAGAAAGAGAUGAACAUCCAGCAGCUCACCAACUACAGGAAGAGCAUCAUGAACCUGUCCCACGGGGGCAAACUCUACCGCAAGGAACUGGAGAUCGUGCUUUGCAACGAGCCCCCCGUGUAGGACCCUCCCCCAGCACCCCUCUGCUCCCCCUCCCCAAAAACAAGCACAAGGGGGGAGCACCAGCAGCGCAGCGCCGGGGCUGGGGGCAGCAGCCACACAGUGCCCACCCCCCAGCCCCCUCCCAGCCCCCCCCCAGCAGCUCUUGGUCCUUAAAAUCCCACCUUGGGGUAAAAACCCUCUCUUUUGUUCUUUUGCCCCAUUCUCCAGCUGGUCGUUU
This is a messenger RNA of Colius striatus (speckled mousebird), 1030 nucleotides long. RefSeq names its product calbindin 2 (gene CALB2). Lineage: Eukaryota; Metazoa; Chordata; Aves; Coliiformes; Coliidae. Gene Ontology annotation, molecular function: calcium ion binding. The coding region runs from base 1 to 813 and encodes 270 amino acids. Gene Ontology annotation, cellular component: dendrite; synapse; terminal bouton. Gene Ontology annotation, biological process: regulation of presynaptic cytosolic calcium ion concentration; regulation of long-term synaptic potentiation. The transcript is spliced from 11 exons. The record is from RefSeq and is a predicted model, not a curated record.